This is a messenger RNA of Ostreococcus lucimarinus CCE9901, 868 nucleotides long. RefSeq lists its product with no specific name. Lineage: Eukaryota; Viridiplantae; Chlorophyta; Mamiellophyceae; Mamiellales; Bathycoccaceae. The transcript has a single exon. Bases 440 to 868 code for a protein of 142 amino acids. The record is from RefSeq and is a predicted model, not a curated record.
UGUCGGCGACGCGCGCGCGCGUUCGCGGCGUGCCGCACUUCAUCAUCACGUGCGACGGCGACGGUGCGUCGCGAAAGAUUGAGAUCGGCGGCGCGCAACCGCCCGAGGCGUUUUUGGACGCGUUCGCCGAGCUUUUGGAUUUGGACGCCGACGACGUCGCAGCGACGAAGUCCUAAAACGACCGGCGACGAUAACGUGACCGCGGUGGUUCGUAAACGCGCGCGUCGACGCGCGCGCGAGAGCACCGCGCGAUUAAUUCCAUCGACACUCGCCGUCGCGGCUCCUGCGCCUCGCCGGCGCCCGCGUCCACACUUCCAGCCUCCUCGCGCGCGCGCGCGUCGUCAUGUCCGUCGCGAACGCGCUCGCAUCGACGCAGCGCAUCGUCCGUAACCUUCGGAACGUCCCCGUCGCGUCCUCGCGCGCGACGCGCGCGCGCGCGAUGCGCGCGACGCGCACAAAGUCGCUCGCUGAAGAAAUCGAGAUACAGGGCGUCCAUCACGUCGCGGUGAUUUGCGACGACCUCGAGCGCUCCAUGGCGUUCUACGGCGGAUUGCUCGGAUUGAAAAUUAACCCCGAGCGUCCGGAGGAUAAAUUGCCGUACCGCGGGGCGUGGUUGUGGAUCGGGCCGGAGAUGAUUCACUUGAUGGAGCUGCCGAACCCCGACUGCGCGCACGCCGAGUUUCGUCCGACGCACGGGGGGCGAGAUCGACACUUUUGCAUCGGAGUGAAACGCAUCCAGCCCUUGAUCGAUGCGUUAGAGCGAGAAAAUAUCGCGUACACGGCGAGUAAGUCGGGGAGGCCGGCGAUAUUCUUUCGGGAUCCAGAUUGCAACACGCUCGAGGUCGUCGAGGGGCUGGAGUGGCGUUGA